Messenger RNA from Protopolystoma xenopodis, 392 nucleotides. The record is from the annotation of a GenBank genome assembly. NCBI's taxonomy places the organism in Eukaryota, Metazoa, Platyhelminthes, Monogenea, Polystomatidea, Polystomatidae.
UGGUGAAUCAGGCUCUGGGAAGACUGAAUCUUUUAAAAGACUCAUACGUUAUAUUUCUACUGCCCACGACUGUGGAAUAGUCAAAGAUGGAUCUGUUGCCAAGCGCGUACUUGAUAGUACUCCAAUUCUCGAAAGCUUUGGUAAUGCUUCAACACUUAGGAACGACAACUCCUCUCGUUUUGGAAAAUACGUCGAAGUACUUUUUUCUGGGUGAGAUUAUAAUUGCUAAAUAUGGCAUGGUGAAUAUGAAUGAAUUUUUUAUAUCCAUAAUUUAUUCCGGAAAAAUUUUACAAAAUUUUCAUUUAAAAUUUACUAUACUUUAUCUAACUUUUUUUAUUGAUACUAGUAACAAUGUAGUUUUAUCCUUGAUGAUAAGUAAAUUGUCUUUUUAA